CGUUUUUGCCCUGCGAAAUUUACAUGUUCAGGCUUGUUCUGGCUUGUUUCUGCAUGCUGGUUGGGCUCAACUUUGGUUUUAAUGAUCUUGUUUCUUAACAGUCUGAUAUCGAAAAUGAACGUAUUAAACUUUACUUAAAAUGGUAUGAGUUGAAGUAACAGGAUCAACAUGGGGCGAAAACAACGCCUUUCAUCAUCAAGUCAACCCAGUGGAUCACAUGAUUCAAUGACCAUCAUCAUGGCCACAUUAUUGGCUCAAGAACUAAAGCCAGAACAUAAACUACCAAAUGAGAAAUUACUGGUGAGGCCCAAGUCAGCAUUCUUAAAACUUCUUGCAACUGUUGGUGCAAAGGGGACUGUUUUCACAUCUCAGCAGAUUCUCCAGUUUUUGAUUAAGUACAUAGAAGGUUUGAAGCUUUAUGAUCCAGUUGACCCAAGGAUGGUUUACUGUGAAAAAGAUCCACUUGGAGUUGUAUUUGGUGUUAAAAUGUUCACCAUUAAAGAUGCAAAAAAGCUAAUAUUUGCUAAUGUUGACGUUGUUUCGGGGCAACGGGACAAGGAUAAAGCAAGUGUUGUGCAACAGGGAGGAUUGCAGCAGCAGGAUAAACAGUAUUACUAUACCUUGCAACAUAGCCAUUGGCUAACCUCAGGUAGUGCAUCAGGUAGUAAUGUUGAGCCAAGUGCCGUAGCGUCUGCUGCUGACGAAUGUGAUGCCCCGAUUAAAAUAGUUCCAUCCAAGCCGCAUACAGUGGGAAAGAGGACACGUUCUGAUUCCAUGGAUAGUAAAUCUUCAAAGAAGCGUUCUGUUCACAGUGUGUCAGUUAGCGAGGACGAAAAAGAGAUUGUAGUUCCAUGGUAUGCUAAAAAGUAUCCCCGUGAUGAUGUUACUUCUGUAAGCACAGACCAACACAGUGUCCAGGAUAAAGCAACAGCUGUGGUAGCAAAUUCUUCUGAUGAUCUUUGGUUUCUGGAAGAAGACCAACUAGAAUUUGAAAUUGAAUCAGAAAUAUCCAGUGAAAGCUACAGAAGUGUUGAAAGUUCUGUAGACAGUGCUCUCACAGAGGCAAUAUUUGAGGUUGAAGUAGAAGAAAAUGAGUCGAUAUUCGGAGAUGUGGAUAGUGAUACGGAUAGUAUUGAUACAGAAAUAUCAGAACGAGAUAAAUGGGAGUGUAAUGAAUGCAAUACCACCAACCCACCAAUCCAUGGCUACUGCAUGGGGUGCUGGGCUUUGCGUAAAGGUUGGUUGGCAGAUGAAAAACGGUUAACUUUAAUGGAACGGUUGAUGUCACAACGACGCAGUCUCAGUAGAUCUCUCUCAGCACCGAGUGAUAUGCGACUCCCUCAUGAAAGCAUUCGGAAUAAUCUACUCGUGUCUAAUGACAACUGUGAUGGUUUAGAGAAGGGCCCAAGCAGCAGUGAUGAUGACAAAGCUAAAACCAACGUUGACGAAGAAGGGGAGGAUGAAGCUGGGAUAGGAACUCGCCCGAAAUCCCCUAUUAGUUCAUCAGAUACUGUCCUGUUAGAGGACCCGGAAAGUGCACCAAGUACUGUGCGUGUACUUAAAGGAAAGCAGUCAAGAUUUAGUCGACGAGAGCCUACUCCUGUAGGUAGUGCAAGCAAUUCACGUCUUGAGCCUGGGAACUCAGAGUUUUUUUCUGUUGGAAGACAUACACCUAGCGAUGACGGAGGAAUAGGCAAGACGUCAUUAUGUCCUGUGAGCACAGAGGAAGCCCCCUCAGUUAAAAAAGCUGUUAGUCCAAACGACUUGUGCAUGCUUUGUGAAAGUAGGACUAAGAACGCAAGUAUAAUACAUGGGAAAAGUGGACAUCAGGUAUGCUGUUAUUCUUGCGCUAAGAAAUUGAGACGGCACGGAAAACCAUGUCCUGUUUGCCGGCGGAAAAUCCAGCAUGUCAUCAAAAACUACUUGCUCUGAUCCUUUAUCUUGAGUGAAUGUCUUUUGCAAUAUUAUUGAGUGGCGGGUUCCCCUAAAUUUUUCAAAAUUAUGAGAAUAAAAAAUGAAAAAAAAAAAAAUUAUAAUCAAAUUUAAGUCUUGGAGUGCCAUUUCUGGCCCUCUAGAGCCAUCAUAAAUUUUCUUGUCCUCGGCCCCAGCUGCUAUAGUGGUGCUGAGCUGGGUGGACACUAUCUGUGAAAACCCCCCUUGCUGGGCCCCUCUUUUUUCGAAUUCCUUGAUCCGCCACUGUUAUUGUCAAAAAACCUACUGUAGUUCAGUGUAUGUUGCAAUGUAAUUAUUUUAAUUGGAUAUUUUAUUGUAUAAUAGGUUAUUUAACUAUAGAAUGACAACAUGCAUUGUUUAUUGUUGAUUGGUUGCCAUGCUUUAGUAUAUGCAGUUAAGUGCCUUAUUUAGAAUGUACUGGUACUGGUUGGUUUAAAAUGUAUAUGUAAAAUUACUUAAUUGUGUACAUUAUUUUAUGAGAACACUGUAUAUCCAUUAAAGUGCAAGAUAUUUUGUAUGCAGAUAAUUGCAUCUGAACAGCACAUAAAAUUUACCAAAUAUAUUAAAUUAUAAUAUAUGUUAUUAUUUAUUAUAUGAUUUCUGUUGUGAGGUUAAAAGCCGGUUUUAGGCUUGUCAUCGUUUUGCUUUCAAUGUUGCAGCUGAACAUGUUUAUUAUUAUAUUUAAAAAAUUAAACAAUUAAAAUUUUACUGGUUGAACUAAUGGUCAAUUAAUUUGCCUAUAGGUAUCAAGUGGGAUUCUAAACGUAGGCCCAUUAGACUAUCCAACAUUAUCGUAGAAUUGUCUUUGUUUGUAUCAAUCUCCCUCGUCAACGAACCAAAGAAUUGGCCCAUACACCUGUAUGUAAAUUAAAUGAUAUUUUAAUAGAAAUACAUAUACUGUAUAAAUUAUAUAUUUUUAUUUCCUUUAGUGAAGUUGUAUGAUUAAUGAACAGAUAUACUGAAGUUUGUUUGGAAUUUGAAUUGAUGAUGUGCACUAAAUAUAGGAAGCCAAUUAUUAAUUGAUUGUUGAUUAUUAGAAAUGUUUUGUUUUUGGUAGAUUUAUAUUCACCCAAAUUUUCAGAACUGUUAAACAGGCAACAAGGAAAGUUGUAGACCAUAGAAAACAUUUAAUUACAGUAUUUCACUAUGAUAUAAAUUUGGAUACAUUAAAUUAUGCAAUAAGGAAACUAA
Messenger RNA from Anneissia japonica, 3144 nucleotides. RefSeq names its product protein Mdm4-like. Lineage: Eukaryota; Metazoa; Echinodermata; Crinoidea; Comatulida; Comatulidae. Gene Ontology annotation, biological process: regulation of cell cycle; negative regulation of apoptotic process. The record is from RefSeq and is a predicted model, not a curated record. Gene Ontology annotation, cellular component: nucleus. Bases 169 to 1932 code for a protein of 587 amino acids. The transcript has 12 exons.